AUGGAUGAUUUGCUCUCUGCAGCAAUAUGCGAAGCUGGUUUAGAAGAAUUUUUGUUGGCACCGGAAGUCGUUAAUAGAGGAGCUGAGAAGUCGUCGGAAAAUGAUGUAGCAACUCAUCCAGUAAAUACUAGUGGUCAGGCAAAUGCUUUGGCGGAGCUUUCAAAAGUCGAAUCAGAAGAUAAGAAGCAAAAUGUAGAAAUGUUAAACGAUGGUUGUGUAAUCCUUCCUUCGUGUUCACAUACCAACUUUGAAAAUAAUUUACGUUUGGAUGCACCACGAGCUGAUGAUGUCUCAAAUAACGUCACAGAAAAUGCACCUCUAACACCUAUUCGACAACAGCUGGUUGAAGUUGUCGAGACGACCGAAUUAUCUAGCGAUCUGAGUCUCGGCAACACUACGCAGAAGAUUUUAUCACAACCUGAAAAUACUGGCAAAUUGUUGGAUGGUGGAAACGUAUUCCGUUUACGACGUCCUGCUAUAUCAACACAGCAACGAUUACAGUCAAACAAUGUAAUGCCAGUUAAAAAUGCAGUAACGGCGCGGCCGACAGUGAAAGUAGCACGUGAAGUACGGCGAGCCGUCAAUGAAGUUAAUGAUGACAAUGAUGUUGAACUUAUUGAAGGAGCAUCGUACACGGGUGGUACAUCUUGGAACUCACCACGUCGGGUGAUAAUCAUGCAAGAACGUCCCAAAAAUGGUGUGGUUUACGUGCGUCAACGUAACUGUGAGAUUAUGCCGCGGCGUAUUCCACCAACACGUACAGUCUUGAGUCGAAACGGCAACGGGACAUUUGCUCUUCGUGGUAAUCGUAUAAUUCGCCCAGUUUUUCGGUCAGAUCGGUCAACUCCUGUCUUUUUGCAGCGCAGCGCUCUACCAUCGGGAUGCAUAGAGAGGGAUCCAGUGAAUGUCUUACAAGAAACAGGGCAUCAGUAUUUGCCUUCAACGGCAUUACCAUCGAACAGCACAUCUGCAUCAAACGCUCAACCUAGGAUUAUACGGAAUUCAGUUUUACGUCGAAAAUCUCCAGUGACUGUGCAGGGUUCUCGUCCUGGCUCAAUAGCAACUCGUGUGAUACCAAAUCUACAGAGGGCUCGAAAUCAUUUAGCCGGUUCCAUUGCUGGUAUGAAGCUAAUCUCAUGCGAAGUAUCAGGAAAUAAUUGUAAUAAUGAAAAACGACAACUAGAUGCAAAUGGUCAAAUACAUGUGCUUGGAAAUUCGGUUGAACCACGACUACCUGUAGGUGAAGUUUUGCGUCGUAUUCGGAUAAAUGAGCAAAAGCUAGCGCAUGUCGAUGAAUAUCGUGGAAGAGCAACAGGUGGCAGUGGGACAUCGAAAGAUGAAGUAUUUGAUAAUUCACGCAAUACGGAACGUAAACUGUUGAAUCAUGUAUUGGAACAAAAAGAAAAAAAGUCUUCCGUAAGAAAAGAGAUGGAAGCGGCCUUGCAGUAUCGUAUUGCUCAAAAUGAUCAGGACAUUGAUGAUGAGGAAGAGAAUUUGGGUUAUGCAGAAACAUAUGCAGAUUAUCGUCCAGCGAAGCUUCGUUCGGGCUUAUCACAUCCGGACAGUGUUAUUGAAACUGCAUCGUUGAGUAGUGUUGCUCCACCAGAUAUACGUUAUAAUUUGACUGUUCCCGAAGAGAUCAUUGAUACGGGCGCGAUUUCAGCUGUACAGCUGGAAGCAGUAGUAUAUGCUUGUCAAGCACAUGAGGUGCGUCUUCCAUCGAAUGAACGUGUUGGCUAUUUGAUUGGUGAUGGUGCCGGUGUGGGUAAAGGAAGAACGAUUGCUUGCAUCAUCUUUGAAAAUUAUCUCUUAGGACGCAAGCGAUCAAUUUGGCUCAGUGUUUCGGCCGAUUUACGAUAUGACGCUGAACGUGAUUUGAGAGAUAUCGGUGCCAAAAAUAUCAAGGUUUACGCAUUAAAUAAAUUCAAAUACUCCAAAAUUGGUGGAAAAGAAAAUGACGUCAAGAAAGGUUGUAUUUUUGCAACGUAUUCAUCACUGAUUGGUGAAUGUCGUUCAGCGAAAGGUAAAUACCGGACGAGGCUUAAACAACUGAUUCAGUGGUUUGGUCAGGAUUACGACGGUGUUAUCGUGCUUGAUGAAUGCCAUCGUGCCAAGAAUUUGGUUCCAACAUCCGGUUCAAAACCAACAAAAACAGGUCGAUGUGUUCUGGAAUUGCAGAAAGCUUUACCAAAUGCCCGAAUUGUUUACGCUUCAGCAACUGGUGCAACAGAACCUCGAAAUAUGGCAUAUAUGACACGCAUAGGCUUGUGGGGACAAGGACAAGCAUUUCGAGAAUUCAGUGAUUUUAUUAAUGCUGUAGAAAAACGAGGUGUUGGAGCUAUGGAAGUAGUUGCAAUGGACAUGAAGCAGCGUGGUCUUUAUCUGGCUCGACAGCUUUCUUUCCGCGGUGUUAGCUUUCGGGUUGAAGAAGUACCGUUAUCUGCAGAUUUUAUCGAAGUAUAUGACGCAUCAGUUAAAAUAUGGCUUGAAUGUCGAAGACAGUUUCAGGCAGCUCUUACUCGUCACUGUAUCGGUCGAACGCAGGUAAAACUAGUUUGGGGACAGUUUUGGGCGGCACAUCAACGAUUUUUCAAAUAUGUCUGUAUUGGUGCAAAGGUGAAAUCAUGUGUCAAGAUAGUGCGUGAUGCAAUAAAAGCUAAUAAAUGCGUUGUGAUUGGUUUACAAACUACUGGUGAAUCAAAAACUUUGGAAGCACUUGACGAUGCGGGUGGCGAAUUGACUGAAUUCGUAUCCACAGCCAAAGCGGUGUUGGCGAGGCUUAUAGAGAAACAUUUCCCAACAGAAAAUACGAAUUCUUCGGCGGAUGUCUAUACCAAUUUCGACAAAAUGUGCAAUGAAUUAGACCGCCCAGCCAAACGCAAAUUGGAAAAAUUAGGAUAUGUAUCAUCAACCUUUGGUUUGCCUGCAAAACGGUUAAAGCAAAAUUCAGUUAUGGAAGAACAAACAGAUGAGGAGGAACAUACUGACACUGAUAGCACUGAAUCGUCAGUACGGGAUGACAGUUCACAGCCAACAGAAGAAGACGAAGAAUCAUCUAGUGAAGAGGGAGAACCAUCGAAUGGGGCCAUCCAAGGUGACGAAGAUACGUGGUUGCGAAGAUUAUUAGAUGAGGCAAAAAGUUCGGGUGAGGAAACAGCUGAAGAAAAAAGUGGCAGUGAAAACGAGAAAAAAGGGAGCGAUGAGGAAGAAUUUAAUCCAUUUACCUGUGACUUUACUAGAGAAGAUCCUUGGGCAGCAAAGCAACAAAUUAUUUCGGAUUCACCGAAGAAGAAGAAAGUUAAGAAAAAGUUCAGAAAAAAGCAAAAGAAAUCAACAAACAGUAAGAUCGUUUCUACUGCGAUGCAUAGUACUGCCGAUGUUUUCAUGUCUUCAUCGCAUCUGGUAAGUGACGAGGAUCUUACGCUUGGUGAAACUUCACUAAUCAAAGCAGAGUUGUUGGCUGCUGUAGAGCGUCUGAGUCCUCGAUUGCCACCAAAUACACUUGAUCAACUGAUUGACGAAUUGGGUGGACCUGAUUAUGUCGCCGAGAUGACGGGUCGUAAAGGUCGUGUCGUAUGUCGUGAAGAUGGAGAUGUUGAAUAUGAACUUCGACAUGCUGGAGCAGAUGUACCACUUGAACUGAUGAAUAUGGACGAAAAAGAUAAAUUUAUGAAGGGUGAAAAAUUAGUUGCUGUAAUUUCAGAGGCAGCAUCUUCCGGUAUCUCAUUGCAGUCAGACCGAAGAGCCGCAAAUCGUCGACGUCGUGUACAUAUAACUUUAGAAUUACCUUGGUCUGCUGACAAAGCUAUUCAACAAUUUGGUCGCACACAUCGUUCAAAUCAAGUUAGUGCACCAGAGUAUAUAUUCUUGAUAUCCGAACUUGCUGGCGAAAAAAGAUUUGCAUCAAUUGUUGCCAAACGACUUGAAUCUCUCGGAGCAUUAACGCAUGGUGAUCGGCGCGCAACAGAAUCACGUGAUCUAAGUCAGUUUAAUUUGGACACGAGAUAUGGCCGAGCGGCUUUAGAUGUGUUACUGCGAACAAUUACUAGAUUGCUCGACCCCCCACUUAUACUACCACCGAAGGAUUACAAGCCUGGAAAUUUUAUCACGGAUAUGCAGUGUUAUAUGGAGGGUGUUGGUUUACUGUCACUGGAUAAUGGUGUUUAUACAAUUGAAAAAGAAUCUGCCACCAUACCAAAGUUUCUGAAUCGUCUUCUUGGUUUACCAGUGCACGCACAAAACGCACUUUUCCAAUAUUUUUCCGAUAUCGUUGCUGAAUUAGUUGCUCAGGCGAAACAUGAUGGGACAUAUGACAUGGGUAUUAUGGAUCUUGGAAUGGGUGGUGAUGAAGCACGUAAGUUAGAAACUCGUGUAUUCAUGGGACAUUACGAAAGUGGUUUUUUCCGCGUCGAAAUUCACAAAAUUGGCGUGGAGCGUGGUGUGAGUUGGGAGGAUGCUUAUGCAAUUUGGAAGGAUCAUCAUGAAGACCAGGAUGGAUUUUAUCUGGCAUCAGUUGGGAAUAGUGGGAAAAAGACUGCGGCUCUUGUUUAUGGCAUCGGCAAGAAACGUUUGGAUACGGGUGCGCGUCUUUUCUGCAUAACUCGACCAAGCACAGGUCGAAGUGCAAAACUGGAAACGAUCGAUGAGUUAACAAAACGUUUUCAUCUUGCCACUCCUGAAGAAACUGAACAAGUUUGGAAAGACCUGUUUGAAGGUUCGAACAAGACUUGCCAGCACAAUUAUUUUCAUGGGCGUUGCCGGAAUGAAUCGAUGGGUGUAUAUUGCGAAACUGGACGACGGACUCGAACUUACUUUGUUCUUUCUGGUUCUGUACUCUCGGUCUGGCCGAUAGUUGAAGAAGUAUUGUCCAGUGGUAUGUCAGCUCGAGAAAUUAAACGAUCACAGCGGAUGCAGAUAAUCCGUGUUAGAACACCGCAGGAUCACAAAAUUGUUGGAUUACUGGUUCUGCCGCAAUAUGUGCGAACACUGGUUGCGCGUUUUGAGAAACACUGUGGUGGUUGUAUGGAAUCAAAAUCAACAAAUACUUUAAACUGA
Molecule: messenger RNA, 5055 nt
Organism: Cercopithifilaria johnstoni
Lineage: Eukaryota; Metazoa; Nematoda; Chromadorea; Rhabditida; Onchocercidae
Source: the annotation of a GenBank genome assembly